CGCGCUCACAGACACACACACACACUCCCCAAACAAAGAGAAGCACGCGAGGCAGCAGCGCAGCAUCCCACCCUUCAGCCGCGAGCUUGGUCUCUAUCAGAACCGUACCCCCCCAUCCCGAACAAAAAAAAAACCUCCUCUCAUUCAGAACCGGUCCGGACCGACGCUCACAGACCACCAUGACAACUAACGGCGCCACCAACGGAACCAGCGACAUGCUGCAGAUCCAGUUCGGUCUCAUCAACUGCGGGAACAAAUACCUCACGGCGGAGACGUUCGGCUUCAAAAUCAACGCGUGCGCCACGAGCAUGAAGAAGAAGCAGAUCUGGACUCUGGAGCAGAGCGGCGACGACUCCAGCGGCAACGUCUUCUACCUCAAGUCACAUCUGGGCCGCUACAUCGCCGCGGACAAGGACGGGAACGUCACCGGAGACAGUGAGAGUCCAGGCCCGGAGUGCCGGUUCGUCAUCACCGCCCACGAUGACGGCCGCUGGUCCCUGCAGUCCGAGCAGCACGGCCGCUACCUGGGCGGCACCGAGGACCGGAUCAUCUGCUUCGCUCAGACAGCGUCUGUGGCGGAGAAAUGGAGCGUGCACAUCGCCAUGCAUCCUCAGGUGAACAUCUUCAGCCUGACGCGCAAGCGCUACGCGCACCUGAGCUCCAAGGUGGACGAGAUCGCCAUCGACCGGGACGUCCCGUGGGGGGUGGACUCCAUGAUCACGCUGGUGUUCCGCGAGCAGCGCUACCACCUGCAGACCUCCGACAACCGCUUCCUGAGGAACGACGGCGCGCUGGUCGCCACCACGGACAAGACCACGGGCUACACGCUGGAAUUCCGCUCCGGUAAGGUGGCCUUCAGGGACUGUGGCGGCCGGUACCUGGCGCCCUCCGGACCCUCCGGGACCAUGAAGUCCGGCAAGAGCGCGCGCGUGGGCAAGGAUGAGCUGUUCGUGCUGGAGCAGAGUCACCCACAGGUCGUGCUCACCGCUGCCAACGAGAGGAACGUCUCCACCCGGCAAGGUAUGGACCUGUCGGCCAAUCAGGACGAGGAAGGUGACCAGGAAGUCUUCCAGGUGGAGAUUUGUCGUGAAAACAGGAAGUGUGCGUUUCGGACUGCUGCCGGGAAGUACUGGACCCUCACUGCUAACGGUGGCCUGCAGUGCACCGCCUCCACCAAGUCGGCUAAUUGCUACUUCGACAUUGAGUGGCGUGGGAAGAGGCUGACUCUCCGGGCAGCUAAUGGGAAAUACGUUGCCGCCAAGAAAAAUGGCCAGCUAGCAGCCACCAUCGACUCUGCAGGUGAGACGGAGGAGUUUGUCAUGAAGCUGAUUAACCGCCCAAUCAUCGUGCUGCGCGGGGAGCACGGCUUCAUCGGCUGCAGGAAGGUGACGGGGACGCUGGACUCCAACCGCUCCUCCUACGACUACUUCACUCUGGAGUUCAGAGACGGAGCUUACAGCCUGCAAGACUCCACGGGUAAAUACUGGAUGGUUGGCAACGAGCAGUCGGUGGUGAGCAGCAGCGACGCGCCCGUCGACUUCCUCUUCGAGUUCUGCGACUACAACAAGCUGGCUGUGCGCCACGCCGGCGACGGCAAGUACCUCCGCGGCGACCACGCUGGUGUGCUGAAGGCCAACGCUGAUGAGCUGGAGACCGCCACACUCUGGGAGUACUGAGGAAUGGGAGGGGGGGGAACCACCGGUUGCUCAUUGCUGCAAUGCUGAUGAAUGAAUAAAUGAAUGAAAGUGUGGCUACGCAGCACGACAGUACUACCCAUCCAUUCAUCUACCUAUCCACCACCCUCCAUUCCCCAUAUAAUCUCCUUUACUUAUGACUUUAUUUGUUGAUGAACUGCACAGAGAACAGGAAGGACGGAAGAAGGAAGGAGAAGCCUCUCUCUCUCGACUCCCUUUCCUUCUUUUUCAUCCUUCCUUCCUCCCGUAUCCCAGCUCUGCUCCGCAGUGCCGACCUUCAUCUGUUGCCAUAGUUACUGAGGGGUUGUGCACUUUUUCUGCUCCGAUCUGGUUUUUGCUGCUCGACCUGUCACUCACUCCCACCUUCGCCUUACGAUUGGGCCGUCCCUCUCCCAGAGCGGAGUUAACCCCGUGUGUGUUUACGUGUGUGUGUGUGUGUGUGUGAGAGCGGCCCUGUGGUGGCUGUAUUUAUGGCGUCUGACCUGGUCUGGUAGAACAAUUUCUCCUUGAUCUUAUCUCCCAAACACGACUCACCCCCAGGAUUAAAUGUGCUCCAGCUGCUCCCUGUCAGCUGGAUAUGAAUGAGACUGAAGGUGAGUGAGGUUUGGCUCAUAUGAUUCUGUGCUUCUACCAGACCAGAGCAGACAUAUGAUUGUUCUCAUCAGCAGGAUUUCUUUUCUCAGUGUGAUGACUGUCAUGAUAUAACUGGAGAUAUCAGCACGAUGUACCUGAACGGGUUUAAUCCCCACUCCUCUUCAUCUCAACUGUAACAUAUUGAAAAUGUAAACCAGUUUUCUGUUUCUGUGUUGUUCUCUAGCUCUUUGGUUUGCAGGGAUUUUUGAUUUCCUGAACCAAAACAGGAUGUAGGAAGUUAAAAACUCUUGUCCUCCUUUCUCUUUCCGCUACGAGCAAAAACCUAUUGUCCCAAGAACAGUGUAAAGAAAAUGAUUUAAAAAAAAAAAGAAUAAUAGUGCAGUCACUUAUGUUUGCACUCAUGUCUAACUGGAAAAAAAACUAAAUACUUGCUGAUGCACAGAUUGAUCAAUUUCUUCUUCUAUGUCCAAGGCACAGACAUUAUCAUGGGUAGGAGUACAGUAGGUAGCCAUAGUAACUGGAAAGAAAUUAUUUAUAGACCUUUUUCUGUGAGCUGCUUCUUUUUCAAUCCCUCAAUCCAAACCCAAACCUCAGCCUUCAUCUAAUUCAAGCCUUUGAUACUGGAUUAACAAGCUGUCAUCUCACGCACGUCCAACACAACUGGAACCUGGUGCUACGUCUCACUGUUACUGUCACCGUCCUGUUGAGCAUCCGGCACGCUCUCUGGUGUUUUCUGCCACGUCUCGGCCCACUCUCUCCCUCCACGUCCCUGACAUGAAACCAAAAGAGCCGUGAGAGUGCCCAUAAAAAAAAAAUUGUAAUCUAACUCUGCUUGUUUUCUUUUGGUUUUAAUUUCUGUUUGAACUUAGACGGCAUGUGACCAAAUUUUAUUUGUUUUUGUUCUAUGUUUUAGAGCGAAUGUGUCGUCUAUUAAACUGUAGCACAUUACACCCAUGGGUCCUGCCCUCUUUGAUCCUCUAGCCUUUGUCAGCCCGCUUUCUCCUUACAGUGAUUAUCGUCUCAUUUUUAUACAACACAUUAAACACAUGGCCCCAGAUUAUCGGGUUCUUGUAUCAUCUCAAUCCUCACAAAACAUUCCUUCUGAGGUGGGAAAAGUCAGUCGUCGUCGCUGUAGCGGCUCAAAACGAAUCAAACGUUUUUCUUUCUCAAAGUUUUGGCCGUUUUUUUUUGCAUGAAGGGCUGAGAAUGUCAAGCAAAUAAAAAAGGACUGGUUAUCCUCGGAGAAAUGAGCGUCUCCAAGGUAACCAAGACCAAGGCUUAGACAAACGGAUGUGGAAGGGUAAACAUGUGGUAAUGACUGUGCCUUACUCUUGAGUUUUUGGGCAGUAGUUUGAAAAAAAAAAAGAUGGGAAAAAAGAAUUAAUGUCCACAUCUUUGCUUUGUAUAACUGGAACUUCCUUUUGUAUUAUUAUUUUGUAUAAUUUUUCAACUUUCUGGAUUAAUCUCUCUCGUGCCAUUGGUUCACCUGAAAUCCAACGACCAAUAAAACUGGGAUUUGGAAUGCUA
This is a messenger RNA of Solea senegalensis (Senegalese sole), 3815 nucleotides long. RefSeq names its product fascin actin-bundling protein 1a (gene fscn1a). Gene Ontology annotation, molecular function: actin filament binding; protein-macromolecule adaptor activity. Gene Ontology annotation, biological process: actin filament bundle assembly; cell migration; establishment or maintenance of cell polarity. The record is from RefSeq and is a predicted model, not a curated record. The transcript is spliced from 5 exons. The coding region runs from base 180 to 1676 and encodes 498 amino acids. Lineage: Eukaryota; Metazoa; Chordata; Actinopteri; Pleuronectiformes; Soleidae. Gene Ontology annotation, cellular component: filopodium; actin cytoskeleton; ruffle.